This is a messenger RNA of Alligator mississippiensis (American alligator), 2667 nucleotides long. It is a transcript of the gene ARRDC2, whose product is annotated as arrestin domain containing 2. NCBI's taxonomy places the organism in Eukaryota, Metazoa, Chordata, Crocodylia, Alligatoridae. Gene Ontology annotation, cellular component: plasma membrane; cytoplasm. The record is from RefSeq and is a predicted model, not a curated record. The coding region runs from base 111 to 1355 and encodes 414 amino acids. The transcript has 8 exons. Gene Ontology annotation, biological process: protein transport.
GGCGGCAGCCCAGCAGUGGCGCUGCAGACGCCUGCCCGGUGCGCCUUCCGCGUCCCGACCGCGCCUCGCCCAGUCCAGUCCAGUCCAGUCCAGUCCGGCCCGGCCCGGCCAUGCUGUGGGAGCGCGUGCGGCGCCUGUCCGUGGAGCUGGACCGCCCGGCCGAGGCGGAGAUGGAGACGGAGGCGGAGGCGGAGGCGGCGUGGGCGCCGGGCGCGGCGGUGCGGGGCCGCGUGGUGCUGGAGCUGUCGGCGCGGGCGCGGGUGUCGGCGCUGCGGCUGAGCGCGCGGGGCUGCGCCCAGGUGCACUGGACCGAGUCGCGCAGCGCGGGCUCCAGCACGGCGCACACGCAGAGCUACAGCGACCGCCACGACUUCCUCGCGCACCGCCUCGCCCUGCUGCCGCCGCCGCCCGCAGAGCACGGCGCCGUCACGGAGCUGCCGGCCGGCAAGCACGAGUUCCCCUUCUCCUUCCAGCUGCCCGAGGCGCUGGCCACCUCCUUCGAGGGCAAGCACGGCAGCGUGCGCUACUGGGUGAAGGCCAAGCUGCACCGGCCCUGGGCCACCGUCAAGACGGCCAAGAAGGAGUUCACGGUCAUCGAGCCCAUCGACAUCAACACGCCCGCCCUGCUGGCUCCGCAGGCCGGCGCCAAGGAGAAGCUGGCCCGGGCCUGGUACUGCAACCGCGGGCAGGUCUCGGUGACCGCCAAGAUCGACCGCAAGGGCUACACCCCAGGCGAGGUCGUCCCCAUCUUCGCCGAGAUCGACAACGGGACGUCCCGCGCGGUGGUGCCCAGAGCCGCCAUCAUCCAGACGCAGACCUUCGUCGCCCGCGGCACCAAGAAGCAGAAGACGGUGGUGGUGGCCAGCAUGGCGGGCGACCCCGUGGCCGCGGGCCAGAGGGAUGUGUGGCACGGGCGCGCCCUGAAGAUCCCCCCCGUGGGCCCGUCCAUCCUGCAGUGCCGCGUCCUGCAAGUGGAGUACAGCCUCAAGGUGUGCGUGGACAUCCCUGGCACCUCCAAGCUGCUCCUGGAGCUGCCCCUGGUCAUCGGGACCAUCCCGCUGCACCCGUUCGGCAGCCGCACGUCCAGCGUCAGCAGCCAGUACAGCAUCAACCUGGACUGGCUCGGCGUGAUCCCCGAGCGGCUUGAGGCUCCCCCGGAGUACUCGGCUGUGGUGUCCAGCGAAGACGGUAUGCUGAGCCUGUCCCCGCCCAGCCCCGCGGGGCUCGGCCCCAUCCUGGAAGGCCCCUUCUUCCCCUACAUCCAGGAGUUCCGGUACCGGCCGCCUCCGCUGUACUCCGAGGUGGAUCCCAACCCCCCCGCCGAGGGCAUCCGGCCACGCUGCAUGACGUGCUGAAGGACGCGCUCGCACUGCCGCUGACUGCCACGGAAACCCCGUGGGGAUGAGAAGCUUGUGGGCUCCCCUGGCUUCUUCUGGAGCGGGAGAAGCACCCGAGAGGCGCUUGCGAGACUAGAGCGCCUGCAGCACCGAGAUCCUGCCUUUGCUCGCUGCCCUUGCAGCCACUCGUGAUGGGACAGGGCUGUCCCUGGACUGACGUCUUGCUCUGGAGCUGGAGGGUGCUGGGCCUGGACUUGCCUGGCCUGGGGCAGGUGGUGUGUGCCUCCCAGGCAGAGGAGGGUGGAGGGAAGUAAAUACUUCUGUAGGGCUGUCAGGUUCCCCUGGGCAGAGCCCGGCUCCGUCGAAACGGCCUCGGCACUGACCUGCUCCAGCAAACUCCGGUGAUGGGAAUUGUCUGGAUGCCUGGAAGGAGCGUGGGUUGGUCGUGCCUUGGUGGCGCAGGUGCAGCCUCUGCCUGCUGCCUCCUUACGACAGCGCCGGGAUCGGGGUUGGGGUCGUUCCUCGUUUCCUGCCACGCAGGGCCCUGCUGUUCUGCGCCUGUGAGCUUUAAGAUGUGGUGGGGCUGCCUGGCGCGGGGUCCGCAAACCGCACUGGGGCUCUGCACGGUGGAGAUGCCCCUGUGAUGCUAGGAGGUAUAGGGGUGCAGGAAACCCUCUGGGGAACUCCUGUGUCGCAAGUAGGCGCCACGCCUGUGCUGGUGCUCGCGGCCUCUGCCGCGUGCCGCUGGGAUCGCCUGCUCCGGCUGCAAAGGCUGAAAGAGGAGCUGGACCCGCUGCUGGUGACAGCUGUGCCGAUGGGAGGCCCCGCGUGCCUGUGGGGCCAGGUGUCCUGCAGUGGGUGCUCUGGGAAGAGCGGGAGUCCCACACAGUGUACCUGCAGCCCUGGGCUCGCUGCCCCGUGGGCGGCAGGAGUAGCUGUAGCAGCGCUGGGCACGGCGGGGGCUGGUGGCAUUGUGGUGCUGAAGCCCGGGGGGCAGAGGGGCUGUCACAGGCUGCAUGGGUGCCCGGGUUCAGGCUGGUCCCCUUGAGACGAACCCAGCGCUGCGGCCCGCUCCCACGGCGUGCUGCGAUGGGCUGAGUCUGCGUGGCCCCAGGUCGGGGCUGUGGCUUGUGCCCCUGCAGCGAGCCACCGCCACGGGCCUCACCAGCUCACUUCCACGGCAGCCCGCCGGCUCUGCUGGGGGCUGUCCAGGCUGCUUUUGAGCUUCCUGAAAGUGUUUUAUAAAGAACUUUUUUUUGGUUUUUUUGUCUGUAGUGUUCCUACUUUUGUACACUGAGAUUUGGAAAUAAAACCUGAAAGAAAAAGUCUA